This is a messenger RNA of Balaenoptera musculus (blue whale), 564 nucleotides long. RefSeq names its product oxytocin/neurophysin I prepropeptide (gene OXT). The coding region runs from base 90 to 467 and encodes 125 amino acids. The transcript has 3 exons. Gene Ontology annotation, cellular component: secretory granule; extracellular region. The record is from RefSeq and is a predicted model, not a curated record. NCBI's taxonomy places the organism in Eukaryota, Metazoa, Chordata, Mammalia, Artiodactyla, Balaenopteridae. Gene Ontology annotation, molecular function: neurohypophyseal hormone activity.
ACUGCUCCGCCUACGCGGCCCCUGGGCAUAAAAAGCCGGACCAGAGAGACGGCGCAGCCGCCGGACCCCGGACCCAGCGCGCCCGCACCAUGGCCGGACCCAGCCUCGCCUGCUGCCUGCUCGGCCUCCUGGCUCUGACCUCCGCCUGCUACAUCCAGAACUGUCCCCUGGGCGGCAAGCGGGCCGUGCUGGACCUCGACGUACGCAAGUGUCUCCCCUGCGGCCCCGGGGGCAAAGGCCGCUGCUUCGGGCCGAGCAUCUGCUGCGGGGACGAGCUGGGCUGCUUCAUGGGCACGGCCGAGGCGCUGCGCUGCCAGGAGGAGAACUACCUGCCGUCGCCCUGCCAGUCGGGCCAGAAGCCGUGCGGGAGCGGGGGCCGCUGCGCCGCCGCCGGCAUCUGCUGCAGCCCGGAUGGCUGCCGCGGCGACCCCGCCUGCGACCCCGAGGCCGCCUUCUCCCAGCUCUGAGACCCGCCGGCCCCCGACACCGUCGGAGCGCAGCCCUCGCUCCCUCCGUAGCCACCCCCAGGAAUUAUGACUAUUAAAUAAAGCAGAUUUUUUCCCC